AGGUCUAUUUCUUACAUCCAAUUCCACACAAAAUCACACAAUUGUUAUCCAAUCCUGCCGGCCACACGUAUAUAAUCAGCAACCCCCCUCGAGAUCUUGAAUAUCUGUUCGAUAACCUGCUUGUAUAUAUCCGAGGCUGAAGAUCCAUUUGUCAGCACUGAAAUCAACAAGCAUGGGGGACGCGACGCCCCCAAAGGAGCAUAUUCUAAUCCUGCUCCCUCUCCCACCUAACCAGGAGCUUCUCAAUGGUAUCAAAAAGAAGCACCCGGGUGUCACAAUCACGUACCAUGUACUAGAAUUCAAAGUGGAAUUCGGCGGCGAACCCCACAAAAUCCCUGAUGAGGAUUUCUUAGAAACUACAAUUCUUGUCACAUUGGGCGUUUUCCCAAGCAAUGUGAAGCUUCUCAAGAACGUCAAGCUCAUCCACCUCUUCAGCGCCGGCGCAGACAAACUAGCCGACACGCCCGUCUGGGAAGAAACCACCAUUCCCAUAACCAACUCCUCAGGAGUCCACGGCCCGCAGAUCUCAGAAUGGGUUAUCUUGCAGAUGCUCGCCAACAAUCACAAACAAAAACUGCUCUUGGAGUGGCAGAAGAAGCAUUAUUGGGGGAAGCACGCAGAGGUUGGAUGGGUGAGGGAUUAUGUCGGACAACGGCUCGGCGUCUUGGGAUACGGGGCCAUUGGACGUCAAACGGCCCGAGUUUCUAAAGCCUUGGGCAUGGAUGUUAUCGCUUACACGGCAUCUCCCCGUAAAACGCCAGAAAGCAAAAGGGACAAUGGAUACAUCGUCCCUGGUACAGGCGAUGAAGAGGGACUUAUUCCUAGUGCCUGGUACAGCGGUCUCGACAAAGCUUCCCUGCAUAAUUUCUUGGGGCAGGAUAUCGACGUGCUGCUCAUUGCUGUCCCACUCACCCCUCAAACACAACAUUUCCUCGGGAAAGAAGAAUUCGAGAUCCUAGGCAAGAAGAACGCAUUCAUCGUCAACAUCGCCCGCGGGCCAAUUAUCAAAACAGAAGACUUAAUCGCUGCUGUCAAGAAGCCAGCCAAGGAAGGAGGAUUAAGAGGCGCUGCGUUGGAUGUCACGGAGCCCGAGCCCUUGCCAGAAGACAGCGAGUUAUGGGAUGUGGAGAACAUCGCUGUGACGCCGCAUGUUAGUGGAAUGGGCGAUACGUAUGCGGACAGGGCUUUUGCGAUCUUGGAUAUCAACUUGACGAAUUUGGAGCAAGGGAAGCCGCUGAUCAAUGUAGUGAGCAGGAAGAAGGGAUAUUAGGAACGAUUUUUGGAUAUUGAAUGGAAUGAGAUAUGGAGGAAACCACGAAGGCGUUUUGUUGGAAUAUAGACUGUCUUUAUGCAUCUGAGGACUUUUAGUCUUCCUCACUCACUGACUUCUCAUUGUCUCAACUCAACUGCGAAUUGUGGGACAUCGCUUACCGUUUGCCCCCUUUUUGACCAAAUAUCAC
Molecule: messenger RNA, 1460 nt
Organism: Hyaloscypha bicolor E
Lineage: Eukaryota; Fungi; Ascomycota; Leotiomycetes; Helotiales; Hyaloscyphaceae
Product: D-isomer-specific 2-hydroxyacid dehydrogenase-like protein
Exons: 3
Coding region: 173-1270 (365 amino acids)
Molecular function (GO): NAD binding
Source: RefSeq, a predicted model, not a curated record